AUCGCGCGAUUGUCUGAGAAGAAGUUGUUUUAUCUUUGAGGACAAUGCAUGAAUCCAAAACCACCAGUCGGGGCGUAUUUCAUCUUGCAGAAAAACGGUUUUCUUCACUCUUGUUAGUUUUGUUUAUUUUGUGGUAACAAUAACAUAUGCUUCAUUUGUUUGCUACCCAGUCGAAUCAUCGAGCUAGGUAAAUCCCACGGAUGCGCAUGUCGUUUUUUGUAUCUUCACUCUUUUAAAUUGGUCCCAGAGUUUGUAUUAAUUUGCACCAAAACAUAUAUUGAAAUCGUAACUAUAUAGUAAGAAAUUAAAAUAAAAUGUUAGUUUACACUCAUUUGAUAUUUAUUUAAACACCUUUUUACUUUUAAAUUGCAAUAUUAAAUUUAAACUAAUUUUACGUGAAAAUUCGAAGAAAAAUUUCUUCUAAUCGGCCUUCUAUUAAGGGACAAUGCCCGUCUUCUUCGGUUUACUUCAUCUCUCUCUCUCCUUGUCGUGGCGAAGACGACGAGUCUUCGAUUGAUUUUUAGCUUACACAUCUCACUAAAAUGGUGCAAUCAAAUGUGCAAAUCAAUUACUCCUAAUCAGACCUUUCUCGAUCACGUAUACACAAUCGGAACAUGGAAUGCGGCCGGUUUUGGGAGACAUUUCACGAGUUUCUGAUCUUCCAUGGCUCGAUCAUCUAAUUUGGUAACGAUUCAUUGCAUGUGCGCCUAAUUUUCCAUCAACACACACACAUUUCCUAUUUCUUCUGCAAAAUCUCAACCAUUUUGGAUCUUCAUAUGCAUACGCCAAUUAUAAGGUUAUUUUUCAAUUUUCCCCCAAACUCCAUCUCGUAACAUGAUUAUUUGAUAUCGACAUCAGCUCCUGCUCUUUCUACGAACGUUUCUAAACAGCAUUUGAUUUCAAAGCUUAAAUUAUGAAGAUAACAAUGUGAUUAGGCUUCUGUCUUGGUUGCCUUGUUGAAUUUCAGUAAAAUUAUGCAUCAUUAUCUGGACUAAUGAGCAGCAGUGACAAGUUCCACAAAUUCUGUAGUUUGAUUCGAUAUAACUACGUUCGAAUGCUUAUUUUCUGCUAACCUUUGUUCGAUACGAAAGGUUUUCUAAUUUGAUGAAGAACAAGUAGAUGCAUUAUAUAUAUGGAUGCAAAUAAUGUUUCUUAUGCCAGUCCUCUGUUUUAUGACGAGUCGAAUUUAUAUGACACUUGCAUUACUUUCUCAGAUGCCGGUAGUGAGGCAUCAAAAAUGUUGUAGAAUAUUCUUGCGAGGCAGUGUCUUUCCUGCAGCUUCUUUGAUCUUAGUCGGACUCUUCUUAUGGAGCAGAACAAUAACACAACACAAUAUAGAGGACAUGUUAAUAUGGAAUUUACAAGGUCCGAAAGGUUUAUGUAAGAACCAAUGCAGGCUUCCUGGAAGUGAGACGUUACCCGAAGGCAUAGUUUCCAGGACCUCUAACUUGGAGAGAAGACCACUAUGGGGUCUUCCAAAGAAGACAAAUACUUCUAAAAGUCUGUUUGCUGUUGCUGUGGGGAUAAGGCAGAAAAAUAAUGUAGAUAUGAUGGUCCAGAAGUUCCUAGGAAGUGAUUUUUCUGUCAUGCUUUUCCAUUAUGAUGGUAUUGUUGAUGAGUGGAAGGAUUAUAACUGGAGCAGCAGUGUCAUACAUGUGUCUGCUGAUAAUCAAACUAAAUGGUGGUUUGCAAAGCGGUUUCUACAUCCAGAUAUUGUAGCAGAGUAUAACUAUAUUUUCUUAUGGGACGAAGAUCUUGGUGUUGAAAACUUCGAUCCUGCCAGGUACCUAUCGAUUGUGAAAUACGAAGGGCUAGAGAUAUCACAACCAGCGCUAGAUCUUGACAAGUCUGAGAUGCAUCAUCUUAUCACAGCUCGAUCGGGGAGAUCUAAAGUCCACAGGAGGUCUUAUAAACACGACGGUAAGGGUAUUCAGUGCAAUGACAACAGCACCGGUCCUCCUUGCACAGGGUGGAUAGAAGUGAUGGCCCCUGUAUUCUCGAAAGCUGCAUGGCGUUGUGUGUGGUAUAUGAUCCAGAACGAUUUGAUCCAUGCCUGGGGACUAGACAUACGGCUUGGUUAUUGCGCACAGGGUGAUCGAACGAAAAAGAUAGGGGUUGUGGAUACCGAAUAUCUUGUUCACUACGGCCUCCCAACUCUGGGAGAUCCUCGCCAAAAGACGUCUAGAUGGAACAAGACCUCUUCUAAUGAAAAAAAGGAUAAAUCCGGGUCGGGCGAAAUCGACCAAAGACUCGCAGUGCGAAGAGAGUCGUAUAACGAGUACAAGGUGUUCAGGAGGAGGUGGAAGAAGGCAGCGGAGUCGGACCAGUGCUGGGCCGACCCGUACCCGGAGGAGGACCAUGAGCAAAACCAAAAGGACCACCCCUCCUUUUGGACCCAGACCUGAUCCAUCACAUAUCCAUUUUAUCAUUUUAAUACUUGUGCAAUAUACAGCUGGUGGGAAUGAAUGGUUGGACCAAUCCCGUUUGUACUAUAAUUUUUGUCCACUCUUUUCACCUUA
Salvia splendens (bonfire salvia) is the source of this 2519-nucleotide messenger RNA. RefSeq lists its product as uncharacterized. The transcript has 13 exons. The coding region runs from base 1137 to 2405 and encodes 422 amino acids. The record is from RefSeq and is a predicted model, not a curated record. Lineage: Eukaryota; Viridiplantae; Streptophyta; Magnoliopsida; Lamiales; Lamiaceae.